CUCUCUCUCCCCACUCUUAGGGACUGCUGGACAAAUAUUUGAUCAAGAACUCAACAAAUGCUGAGAGCAAAGUCUUCUAUUUAAAGAUGAAGGGUGACUACUACAGAUAUCUUGCGGAGGUUGCCUCAGGAGAUGACAGGAAGGACGCGAUAACCAACUCUCAAGGCGCCUACCAGGAUGCUUUUGAUAUCAGUAAGGAGGAGAUGCAGCCCACACACCCCAUCCGUCUGGGACUGGCUCUCAACUUCUCUGUCUUCUACUAUGAGAUCCUCAGCUCUCCCGAGCAGGCCUGCGCUCUGGCCAAACAAGCCUUUGAUGAAGCCAUUGCAGAGCUGGAUACACUGAAUGAAGACUCGUACAAAGACAGCACACUUAUCAUGCAGCUGCUUAGAGACAACCUCACAUUAUGGACCUCUGACAACGCUGCAGAUGAGGGUGAAGGAGGAGACGGAGGAGAGAACUAAACACCCACAUCUAUCCACAUAUUAAAGAAAAAGAAUCCUGGAAAAAGACAACUUUUUACCCUUCUUCAUUCCUUAUUGUUUCACUUAUGAUUAUUCUUGCCAUGUAAACCCAUGAUCAUUACCAAUGAGCUGUGAGUGUGGGAAUUCAAAUCAGUUUUUUUUCACAAGCCACCUGGCUUGUGGUUGUAAUGAAGGUAAAUAUUAAGUUAAAGUAACAUUUCCACUCCUCAGUUUUGUGUUUUUGUCCAUUGGCCUUCUAUAUGUGCAGUGUCUGCUGUAGAAAAGUAUUAGCCUCACAUAAAAUCAAUUGUCCUUUAAUUGUGACACAGCGACUAGUGUGUAUAUUCUGGUGAACUGAAACAUUGGAAGUGUCGGUCACAAAAUGCAAAGCGUUUUGCCUCAAGCAUGGCUAGUUCCUGUCCUGCUAUAUCACCUUCCAUUAUAUGUCUCUCUAGGGAGAUCAACAUGCACUUGAAUGAGAUAAAUGUCUUGUUGACUGUCAUAGUGUUGGCUUAAAAUGGGCCUGUGAUUUAGUAUUGAUAGCAGGAAGGCUGUUGUCUGAUGUACCAAGUCAGCUAGCUUUGCUCUGCCAAGUAUGCACUUUUUUCAUUGACCAUUUGAAUCAUGUCUUCAUCAUGAAGGUCACGAAACACUCCUGCCUAGUUAUGGUUUUCACUAUAAUGUGUUACCUUGUGAUGGCUUGUGAUAAUUAGAAGGGAAAAGAAAUACCAUGCAUGCCCAUUUUUCAAUAUACACUGGAAUGGGAACCAAAACUGCAUACUUGUUCCACAGUUUGGUUUAGUACUUUUCAUUGCAGGUUUAUGCACAUGUUGAGAGGAUGUUUGAUUUGUCAAGUGAUGUCAAUGGAGUUAAUUGGACCACUUGUGUUUUUGCUAAUCAUUGACUGUAGUCCCCCCAAAGCCUUGUGAAAAUGUACAAGCCCUACAUAACAGCAAUGUAACCUGAAUUAAAAUGACCAUUUUAUAAACCAUACAGAUUUGUUU
Messenger RNA from Sinocyclocheilus grahami, 1468 nucleotides. RefSeq names its product 14-3-3 protein theta-like. The record is from RefSeq and is a predicted model, not a curated record. Bases 87 to 464 code for a protein of 125 amino acids. The transcript has 4 exons. Lineage: Eukaryota; Metazoa; Chordata; Actinopteri; Cypriniformes; Cyprinidae.